Molecule: messenger RNA, 309 nt
Organism: Marasmius oreades (fairy-ring Marasmius)
Lineage: Eukaryota; Fungi; Basidiomycota; Agaricomycetes; Agaricales; Marasmiaceae
Exons: 2
Coding region: 1-309 (102 amino acids)
Biological process (GO): protein import into mitochondrial matrix
Cellular component (GO): PAM complex, Tim23 associated import motor
Molecular function (GO): ATPase activator activity
Source: RefSeq, a predicted model, not a curated record
AUGGCAGAUAUCGCUUUAGCAGGAGUCGGAGCUAUUGCUGCAGCUCUUACUGGCCGACAUUUUCUACGGAGAGCAGGGAAAGGAGCUGCAGAACAAUGGGCCAAGGGAGGCUUCAAAGCAAAAAUGGACCGACAAGAAGCAAUCUCAGUUCUGGGAUUGAAGGAUGGCCCACAGUUUGGUAGCCGUUUGAAGGACGCACAUCGUCAAAUAAUGCUGGCCAACCACCCGGAUAGAGGCGGUUCGCCGUAUCUUGCAAGCAAAAUCAACGAAGCAAAGGAUUUGUUGGAAAGGCUGGAUAAAAGACGGUGA